This is a messenger RNA of Trichoderma atroviride IMI 206040, 1387 nucleotides long. RefSeq names its product mitochondrial 37S ribosomal protein uS15m. Gene Ontology annotation, biological process: translation. Lineage: Eukaryota; Fungi; Ascomycota; Sordariomycetes; Hypocreales; Hypocreaceae. Gene Ontology annotation, molecular function: structural constituent of ribosome. Gene Ontology annotation, cellular component: ribosome. The record is from RefSeq and is a predicted model, not a curated record.
GAGGUGGGUUGAUGGAUAGCACUUCAUCCCGCAGAAGAGAAGAUCAGCUGCUGGAGCAACAAUGCCGCCCAGAAUAGAUCUGUUACAGCGACUAGGCACAGUCAAUUUGUGCCUACGACCUUCAACAACACCGGCGACACAGGCCUUCCUACCCAUCGUUCAAAAGGCCAAUCUCUCUUUGAGAGAAAGGAAGAAGAAGCAGAAGCAGGAUCCGUACAAAUGGGCACAGGCUCAGCAGCGCAAAGCCGCCAACCUCAAGCGACAGGACGAACUCUUGAAGAAGCGAGACGAAGAAUGGGGUGAUCCCGUACGAGGCAGACUGACGCCGUUCCUCGAGUCUCUCGAUUCAGCCGGCCAGAACUCGGUGACCAAUGUGCCCCGAGACGCGAGCGGAAAUGCCCUCGAGGAGCCGAGAGAGCUGCCCACGACGCCCGGCCUGCGCAACCAUUUCCUUACCGAUGCGGAGCUCGAAGAUGCCGUCAAGCACGCCUAUGCCCUGACGAAGCCCAUGGUCGGAGUUGUAGAAUCACAGAUGGAGCCUACUACGGAGCAGGAGAGGAAGCAAGCGCAUAACCAGAAGCACCAGAAGGCCGUCGAGGCGCUGAAGCGAAUCACAGCCCUGAGCAACGGCAGCGCACGGGACCGAUUCCACGCAAACGUCCGACGCAUCGUUGAUGAGUUUGGACGCCACAACACAGACAACGCUCUCAAGCCUAAGCCGCUGUCCAUUUCUCCAAACACCACGCCGAUGCCUGGCCGUGCUGGACCGGAUACUGGCAGCUCAGAGGUGCAGAUUGCUAUUCUGACCGCCAAGAUCAGAUCGGUGUCGGAGGCACUGGCAAUCAACCGAGGAUAUAAGGAUGUACACAACAAGAGGAACUUGAGACUGCUGGUGCACCGACGCCAGAAGCUGUUGCAGUACAUGGAGCGAAAAGAGAGAGGGAGCGAGAGAUGGACCAACAUGGUUGAGAAGCUAGGUCUCACGCCAGCAACAUGGAAGGGACAAAUCGAUAUGUGAGGGGAAGGAAAAAAAUUAAAAAGACACGACCCAAAAGAUAAAAUACUGUAGGAUAGUUAAGCAUCUGUAUAUGUAUAGUAGAGCCCGUUAGAGGAUGCGUGAUUGCCCACAUCAAUCGUUCGCUUCUUCCAUAUGCGCCUAAUCUGAAUGAACCCUUCCCAUUGCAAUUGAUACGGAACAAAAUAGAAGGAAGAAAAAAAAAAGAAAACAGCCAACAUUAUACUACACUCGCACGCUGCUCAAGACAAGUACAUUAUUAGUCCGUGGGCCGCUUAGAAAACGCUGAUAAAGUUUCCGAUGCGAUCUUUCUGGUUCUGAGCUAUGCACUCAGCAAUCCAUGUUAUGUUGCGGAUUUCCUGUUCUCUAAGC